This is a messenger RNA of Drosophila grimshawi, 2070 nucleotides long. It is a transcript of the gene Dd, whose product is annotated as CTD nuclear envelope phosphatase 1 homolog. Lineage: Eukaryota; Metazoa; Arthropoda; Insecta; Diptera; Drosophilidae. The coding region runs from base 880 to 1602 and encodes 240 amino acids. The record is from RefSeq and is a predicted model, not a curated record. Gene Ontology annotation, molecular function: protein serine/threonine phosphatase activity. The transcript is spliced from 4 exons.
CAAAUUGAUCAAAAGAGUGUAUGCGUGUGUGUGUGUGUGUAUGUAUGCAAUAUGCAAGUGUGAGUGUGCGAUUUAUUAAACAAAAACCCAGAGAUUAUUCAAUAUCAAAGUGCAAUGUUUAUUUGACGCGACAUCUUAUUGAAUUUCUUGACCAGGUUUAAUGGUGGAAAGUUAACUGAGUGCAACAAUUUAUUUUACUCUUAGCACUGGUGCCUAUUAAACACACGGAAACGAAGUUCUUAGGUUUGCCAGCAGCGCCGGAAACAACAACAGCAGUAGGCCCAGCAACAACAAAAACAAAAACAACACACCAGCAACAAAAUGAGAAGUGCAACGGAGGUGUAAGAAGUAUAACAAAAAAUCACGUCAAGUACAUAAAUAUGUACGCAUGUGAAUGUGUUCAAACAUAAACAAGAGCAUUAUAUAUCACAUCCUUCUUAGGAUUCGGCAUUACAAUUGUGUUUAAUAUCGAUUUUAUAUCCCUGCGCGCCUCUCGCUAAUUGAGUGUAUGUGUAUGUGUAAAGGUAUCAAAAAAGCAAUAAUUGUGUGAUAUCGAUAACGAUACCGCAAAAUACAGCACGAAACCAAUACAAUCAAAACAAUUUGAGCGCGUUAUCAAAAGCACAAUAGCAAUAAAAAGUUGGUAGUCCGGCAGCCGGCACAUUGUAUUUGGCUUUUGCGUGACUCUUUGCAGUCAUUUUACAUUUUUUUUUUGGCUGUUUUGUUUUUUUUUUUUGUUUCUUGUUUCAUAUAUAUAGUUUUGUACAUUGCUAACUAUAACACCUUUAACAAAAGUGACGAACUACGCGGACACCGAUAACGUAGCCGCAACUAAAGUGAAAUUUAUAGGCCGUUUGGUAAGAAGAUAACUUCUUACCGAUGAUUUCGUUGUUGCAAAUGAAAUUCCAUGCGCUGCUGUUGCUGCUGUCAAAAGUCUGGACAUGCAUCUGUUUUAUGUUCAAUCGCCAAGUGCGCGCUUAUCAGCCGGUUAAAUAUGAACAGUUCCCGCUGUCACCAGUAUCACGACAUCGGCUCAGUCUGGUGCAGCGAAAAACAUUGGUGCUAGAUCUGGAUGAAACGCUGAUACACUCACAUCACAAUGCAAUGCCAAGGAAUACGGUUAAGCCCGGCACGCCGCACGAUUUCACAGUCAAGGUGACCAUCGACAGGCAUCCAGUGCGGUUCUUCGUGCACAAGCGACCGCAUGUGGAUUACUUUUUGGAUGUGGUAUCGCAAUGGUAUGACCUGGUCGUGUUUACGGCCAGCAUGGAAAUCUAUGGCGCUGCUGUGGCCGACAAGCUGGACAAUGGCCGCAAUAUAUUGCGUCGUCGCUACUACAGACAACACUGCACGCCCGACUAUGGCUCCUAUACCAAAGAUUUGUCAGCCAUAUGCAGUGAUUUGAACAGGAUAUUUAUCAUUGACAAUUCGCCGGGUGCAUAUCGCUGUUUUCCAAACAAUGCAAUACCCAUUAAGAGUUGGUUCUCCGACCCAAUGGACACCGCACUGUUAUCAUUGCUGCCCUUCCUGGACGCUUUGAGGUUCACCAACGAUGUGCGUUCGGUAUUAUCACGAAAUCUACACCUGCAUCGUCUUUGGUAGCAGGUGUGACGUCAUCAAUCGCAGCUCAUGCAAAAAGCAAUAGGCGUUCGAAAGUUACUCUUACAGAUACAUUUAAUGAUUACAACAAUUUCAAAAGAAACAAAAAAAUCAUAACAAAAUAAAUGGUGGUGCUGUGACACAUAAACGAAUUUUGUUCAGUACGAUUAUGUUAAGUAAUAGACAAAAUGAAAGUAAGAGACGGUUUUUUUUCUUGAUCAUAUUACAAUUAAAUUAUACAAAGUUUUAAAACUUAUGUACAAUUUUUUUUGUAUCAAUAUUAUAGCUAUUAUUAUUAUCAUCUUUUUCGUUUUUGUGCAGAACGAAAAUAAAAAACUAUGUUAACGCAAUAGUAAAAAAAACCCAACUGGAAAGUAAAAUGUCAAGUUUAUAUAUCAUAAACAUGUAAGCUAAGACAACUGUAAUACACAUACACAAUUACAUAUAUAUAAACAUUAUAUAUAUAUUUAU